UCAAUUUGACCCAUGUAUCAGGUCUUUGGAGUUUUGACACCGGCAAAUAGCAUUUUCAGAGUGGUUGGCAUUGCAGUGGAGCAGUUGGAAUUGCUUACACAAGUGAUAAGCCUUUUUGCAGAACUCUGAGAUAUUUGCUGUUUUUAAAGAUUUGUUCUUAAAUCAUGUCUAUGCUCAGCCAUUGCAGUGGCAAUAGGAAUAGCAUGGGAAGCCCUUUGUUCAAAGAGUUGAAGAAGCAGGCUUCUUUUUUCAUAAAGGAGAAGGUCAAGUCUGCACGCUUGGUUCUAACAGAUGUCACGCCUGCACAAUUAUUGACCGAGGAAGCGACGAAUGUGGAUCCGUGGGCGCCUGAUGCCCGAACUAUGGGUGAGAUUUCACAGGCUGCAUUCGAAGUGGAUAAUUACUGGAGAAUAGUCGAAAUCCUCCACAAUAGAUUUCAGAUAUUUGAUAGAAAGAACUGGAGACAAUCUUAUAAGGCUCUGGUUCUCUUGGAGCACCUGUUAACCCAUGGUCCAGAAAGCUUUGGUCUAGAGUUUCAGAGUGACAAAGAGGUUAUCCAGAAAAUGGGGAGCUUUCAGCACAUUGAUGAGAAAGGAUUCAAUUGGGGUCUAACAGUGAGGAAGAAAUCAGAGAGGGUAUUGAAUCUGCUCACUGAGAGGAACCUCCUCAAAGAAGAACGACAGAGGGCUCGGAAACUAACUCGAGGGAUUCAAGGGUUUGGGAGCUUUACUCCAAGGACCUCCCUUUCAGAAUUCGGAAGUUGCAGAGUCUUCGCUAUUGAAUCAUAUGGAAGGUGCAAGUCAUAUCACACCGAUAUCGAAGAUAAUGAAGAUAUGAGUUAUGGCUCCCAUUUAAGGUCAGAUUCUUCCAAAACCAACAGAGAACCAGCUUCAAAAACUUGUUCAUUGGACCAAAAGCCUAAAGUCUUUGGUUCAGUUUUAGAGGAUCAAAAUGAAGAAUCAAAUGCAUUACAAACUAGUGGUUAUGGGGGAGAAGUCAUGCUAGAAGAAACUGAAGCCAAAGAGAUAUCCACUUGUUUAAUGGAGAUGAACCUGAAGGAAGCUGCAAGCCCUGGAGAAUCAAGGCCACUGUUGGAUUAUGAGAAGGAGAAUAAAGUCAAUAUCAGAAUCAGAAGCUCCCAAAUUUGGAGAGAGGAAGAUCACCCAUUUAGCGAUGCUGAUCACCAGACUACUGCAAGGUUACUUUCUGUAGGUUAAAGAUAAAAAGAUCCAAGCAAUUUGACAUUUCAUCAAUUAUAGAGCAGAGUUUUCUAUCAUCAAAUGUUUGGUAAGUUAUAUUGUAGUAAGAGCAAGAGAAGUCCCAAAUCAUUGAUCAAAAUCAUGGUGUUUGAGAUUGCAGAUGUCUUAUCUGCAAAUAUAUGUGUGUGUGUCUGUAUGUAUGUGUGCAAGUUGAGAUAUGACAUGAAAUAUGUGAUAUUUACAAGUGGAAAAGGAGAAACCCAAGCAUAUAUGACAUGAAUUAUGUAUGA
Molecule: messenger RNA, 1489 nt
Organism: Amborella trichopoda
Lineage: Eukaryota; Viridiplantae; Streptophyta; Magnoliopsida; Amborellales; Amborellaceae
Product: ENTH/VHS family protein
Biological process (GO): endocytosis
Cellular component (GO): plasma membrane; clathrin vesicle coat; endosome
Molecular function (GO): phospholipid binding; clathrin binding
Source: RefSeq, a predicted model, not a curated record